This is a messenger RNA of Peronospora belbahrii, 1563 nucleotides long. The record is from the annotation of a GenBank genome assembly. NCBI's taxonomy places the organism in Eukaryota, Oomycota, Peronosporomycetes, Peronosporales, Peronosporaceae.
AUGGACGCUUUUAUGGAAUUUGAGCGAGAGAUGGCAAGGAAGCGCCAACAAAAGAUGAACGCAAGUGUAUACGACGAUCUACCAAAAACAAUUGCGCCGGGAGGUCGUCUGACACCUCCAGUGAAGCCGGAUGACGACGAGUGCUGCCAUUUAGACUGUCCUAAUUGCGUACUCGUGGUCUAUCAGGAACAAUUGCUAGAAUACGAGCUGAGUUUGCAGAGCCUGAAUAGAAGACAAAAGCCGACGACUCCUUCGCCUGUCUACGACUUGUCAUUUUACUCGAGCAAAGACGAUGAAAAAGAAUCAAGCAUAAGACAAAUGCUUCAGAUGGAAAUGAAUCGUGCAGUGUAUGAGGUCGCAAGCAACGAUGUGAUCACUGCACCACACCAGACGGCGGACGGAGCGUGGCGGUCGGUGCGUCAUAUUGACCUCCGCAUUCGUGACGACCAACAGGAACAAGUUGGUGAACAAGUAUCUAAUAUUGGUGUAUACGUUCCAAACGAUCUGCCAGUGGUAGAGCGCAUGCUCGUUCAUUUGCAUGUACAAGACCCAGGCGCACUUUACACUGCUAAGCUGAUUGUCGACUCCGAGCAGCAAUCAUCGCACCAGCAUCAAUCGCUCCACGAGCGUCCGUUUGCUCAUGUUGGAACUGUUCGUGAUGCCCUCACAUGGAACUUUGACCUCAUUUCAGCUCCACGUCCCAGAUUUCUACGGAUUCUUGCUGCAUAUGCGUCCGACGACAACGACGUUGCUGCAUUAAUGGCUCCGCAAACAGCAGAAGCUAUUCAAUACGAACGACCGCACCAACACGUUACCAUGGCAGACAUUUUCGAUCGCUUCCCGUCGGUUCGACUAAGCUUCGCAGAUUUUUUUCAGAUUGUGCCGCCAAAUUCUCCACGGUAUUACACCAUCUCUUCGUCACGAAAGUUCAUUCCCAAUGUAGUCUCGAUCACGCUUGGUCUUCGUAAGAAGGACGUACUACCGAUGCCGCGAUGUUCCAGCUACCUUGCGAUGCUAAAGCCGGGCGAAGCCAUACGCGCAUCGUUCUACCAGUCAUCUCUGGUGUUUCCAUUCCACGACCACCGUCCUCUCAUGCUUAUCAGUGCAGGCACCGGAAUUGCGCCAUUCCGAGCGUUUUUACAGGAUCUCGAGCAUGAAGACGAGACAUUGCCGCACCGACACCGACCAACCUAUCUCUUUUAUGGUUGCCGUGCAGCAAGCGUAGAUUUCUUGUAUGGUGAAGAGUUGCAACGUGCGCAGGAGUCCGGUGUGCUAGACCAAUUGCACGUAACGUUUUCUGAUGACAGCGACCAACCAAAGCGGUAUGUCCAGGAUGCAUUGAUCGAACAUAGCGAGCUCGUGGCACGGCAUCUGCUUGUAGACGAAGGCUACACCUACGUGUGUGGUAGUUUGGCCAUGGGCCGUGCCGUGAAGAAAGCCAUUGCUGGGGCUAUCCUGCGGCACACUGAGUAUUCUGGCGGAAAAAUUGCGACGCAAGAAGACGCUGAGCGCGUUGUGACGCAGAAGCUAGCGGGGCAUUUAAUUAUUGCAGAGCUCUGGUAG